UUAACGGCAUUUUGAUAAAUUUGCGCUUUGAAUGACUACCUAGGUUUUUCCUCCGUUUUUUUUUUCCUUUCUCUCUCUUCUUUAGAUUUCCUCUUUCUUCUUCCAAAUUCUCUAAGAGUCGCUCUUCCAUUUCUUCGCUAUUCUGUUGCUUCGCUCUUUGAGUUUUUCGCUUUUUCUCAUCAAUUCAUCGCACUUUUUCGUUAAGAUGUGGACUGGAGGAGCUGCAGGAAUAACAACAUCAACGAUGGCUCAUUGCUCUACCUCCUCCCCCCUAAACCCAUCAAAUCUCUUCUCUCACCCUACUUUCCGCACAAAAACUUUGCCAAUCCUUAGACUACGUCCACUUUCUUCCAUUCGUAUACCCCAAUCCCACUGUGCGACCUACCAGAGCUCCCUCCACCGUUUUCCGGUGGUUGCCAAAGCAGUUGCCGUUGACUCUCCGACUUCGUAUACCAAGGAGAAGGACGGGAAGAAGCUUCUUCUUGAAGUUAAGGAUCUGACCGCUGUUAUUACUGAAUCUCAGCAAAAGAUUCUCAAUGGUGUUAAUCUUACUGUUUAUGAAGGAGAGGUCCAUGCAAUCAUGGGGAAGAAUGGUUCUGGGAAGAGUACAUUCUCAAAGGUUCUUGUAGGUCAUCCAGAUUAUGAAGUUACUGGAGGGACUGCGAUUUUCAAAGGUCAAGACCUACUUGAGAUGGACCCAGAAGAAAGGUCCCUUUCAGGUAUUUUUAUGAGCUUCCAGUCACCAGUUGCGAUUCCUGGAGUGAGCAAUGCAGAUUUUUUGAAUAUGGCAUAUAAUGCUCGACAAAGAAAACUUGGACUUCCAGAACUGGGUCCUAUAGAGUUCUUUAGCCAUGUAUAUAGCAAGCUUGAUCAGGUGAACAUGAAGAUGGAUUUUCUGAAUAGAAAUGUUAAUGAAGGAUUUAGUGGUGGAGAAAGGAAGCGUAAUGAGAUUUUACAGCUUGCGGUUUUGGGGGCUGACUUGGCUAUACUAGACGAAAUUGACUCUGGGCUAGACGUUGAUGCACUUCAAGAUGUAGCAAGAGCAGUAAAUGAUCUUUUGACACCAAAUAACGCUGUGUUGAUGAUCACUCACUAUCAGCGUCUUCUGGAUUUUAUAAAGCCUGCUUAUAUUCAUAUCAUGGAAAAUGGAAGAAUUGUGAAGACAGGAGACAUUUCUCUCGCAUCAGUCCUGGAAAAGGAGGGGUACAAGGGAAUAACAGAUGCAUAAACAAUCUUCAUGUGUUCUCUGGUUAAAGGUAGAAAAAAGGCUGGAAAUGGUAAAUGCCCUCUGCAAUGUCCUACUAAAAAGACUUCUUAACUGCCGAAGAUUGUAGAUAUGAGUCAUAUGAUGCUACAACCUUGAAAAGAUCGUAUAAUGGCCCCUUGGCUCCAAUUCUGCAAUUUUUUCAACCCUAUGUUCUAUUGUUUGAUUUCAAUUUUCCUUUUGGCCAAAAAAGAGUUUGUAGGAAUUGCAUUUAUAUCUUUGGUAACUCUCUUUGGAAAUAGUUAGGCAAACAUGUAUUUAUUUUCAAUAUGGAUGGUUAGGGGUUUCAACGCAUUCAAUCAAUCAAAGUCUUCAUCUUGUAAGUGUGGUCGGCUACAUGAACGAAAAGUGAUUAUUCCGUAUAGUAAUCCACAAAAACCUUCCUAACUCCUAACCAAGUGAUUUUCGGUCUCCCUCUACCUCGUUUAACCUUUCCAUGAUCCCACUCUUUCAAAUUGAUUUGGUUGAAAUCAUUGAGCAAUCUGUUUUAUGGGAGAAUCAAUUGUAUUAAAUGUGGAUAAUGAAACAUAAUUAGAAAAGUUAUAAAGCCCCCCCCCCCUACUAUUAUUAUUAUUAUUUUUUAUUUUGUUUCCAUCUCUUGUGGAGGAGGAGAAGCUGAAGAACGAGUUUUUUUUAAAAAAAAAAGAAAAACCAUCAAGUUCUUGUUGUUUCCAUCAUUACAGGAGGAAAAAAAAACUGUUAAGGACUUCACAUUCUAUACUUUGUUCUUUAUCAAUUGUAUCCUAUGUUUCUUAGACUCUUCAUUUUGUCGUCAUACCCCUGUAAUUAAUACAUUAAAACAUUUCACCAUU
Molecule: messenger RNA, 2076 nt
Organism: Chenopodium quinoa (quinoa)
Lineage: Eukaryota; Viridiplantae; Streptophyta; Magnoliopsida; Caryophyllales; Amaranthaceae
Product: ABC transporter I family member 6, chloroplastic-like
Exons: 8
Coding region: 206-1228 (340 amino acids)
Molecular function (GO): ATP binding; ATP hydrolysis activity
Source: RefSeq, a predicted model, not a curated record